AUGUCCGCCUCGGCUGUCUUCAUCCUCGACGUCAAGGGCAAGCCCCUGAUCAGCCGCAACUACAAGGGUGAUGUGGCCAUGAGUGAGAUCGAUCACUUCAUGCCUCUGCUAAUGCAGCGGGAGGAGGAAGGCGCGCUGACCCCACUACUGAGUCACGGACGGGUCCACUUCCUGUGGAUCAAAUACAGCAACCUCUACUUGGUGGCCACCACACUGAAGAACGCCAACGCCUCCCUGGUGUAUUCCUUCCUCUACAAGAUAGUGGAGGUAUUCUCUGAAUACUUCAAGGAGCUGGAGGAGGAGAGUAUCCGAGACAACUUUGUCAUCGUCUACGAACUGCUAGAUGAGCUCAUGGACUUCGGCUUCCCACAGACCACAGACAGCAAAAUCCUGCAGGAGUACAUCACACAGCAGAGCAACAAGCUGGAGACGGGCAAGUCACGAGUGCCACCCACCGUCACCAAUGCUGUGUCCUGGCGCUCGGAGGGCAUUAAGUACAAGAAGAAUGAGGUCUUCAUCGAUGUCAUAGAGUCCGUUAACCUGCUGGUCAAUGCCAACGGCAGCGUCCUGCUGAGUGAGAUCGUGGGCACUAUCAAGCUUAAGGUGUUUCUGUCGGGAAUGCCAGAGCUGCGGCUGGGCCUCAAUGACCGUGUACUCUUCGAGCUCACUGGCCGGAGCAAGAACAAGUCUGUGGAGCUGGAGGAUGUGAAAUUCCAUCAGUGUGUGCGGCUCUCUCGCUUUGACAAUGACCGCACCAUCUCCUUCAUCCCGCCCGACGGUGACUUUGAGCUCAUGUCCUACCGCCUUAGCACCCAGGUCAAGCCGCUGAUCUGGAUUGAAUCUGUCAUUGAGAAAUUCUCACACAGCCGCGUGGAGAUCAUGGUCAAGGCCAAGGGGCAGUUUAAAAAGCAGUCGGUGGCUAAUGGCGUAGAGAUAUCUGUGCCCGUACCCAGUGAUGCCGACUCCCCUCGAUUCAAGACCAGUGUGGGCAGCGCCAAGUAUGUGCCAGAGAAGAACAUGGUUAUUUGGAGCAUCAAGUCUUUCCCGGGGGGCAAGGAGUACCUGAUGCGUGCCCACUUUGGCCUCCCCAGCGUGGAGAAGGAGGAAGUAGAGGGCCGGCCCCCCAUUGGGGUGAAGUUUGAGAUCCCCUAUUUCACUGUCUCCGGGAUCCAGGUCCGAUACAUGAAGAUCAUUGAGAAGAGUGGUUACCAGGCCCUGCCCUGGGUCCGCUAUAUCACCCAGAGUGGCGAUUAUCAACUUCGUACCAGCUAG
Molecule: messenger RNA, 1272 nt
Organism: Rangifer tarandus platyrhynchus (Svalbard reindeer)
Lineage: Eukaryota; Metazoa; Chordata; Mammalia; Artiodactyla; Cervidae
Source: the annotation of a GenBank genome assembly